This is a messenger RNA of Hipposideros armiger (great roundleaf bat), 1119 nucleotides long. Its product is annotated as putative serine protease 29. Gene Ontology annotation, biological process: proteolysis. The transcript is spliced from 6 exons. Gene Ontology annotation, molecular function: serine-type endopeptidase activity. Lineage: Eukaryota; Metazoa; Chordata; Mammalia; Chiroptera; Hipposideridae. The record is from RefSeq and is a predicted model, not a curated record. Bases 32 to 871 code for a protein of 279 amino acids.
GAGGAGAGCUACGAAUCCAUCCGCUCCAUCCAUGAUGCUGUGGCUGCUAUUCCUGACUCUCCCCUGCCUAGGGGCUUCCAUGCUCAAAACCCCAGCACCCGCCCCUGAGAAUGAGCUGGUGGGCAUCGUUGGGGGCCACAGUGCCCGCCAGGGGAAGUGGCCGUGGCAGGUCAGCCUGAGGGUCUAUGUUUACCAUUGGGCCUCCUGGGCACACAUCUGUGGGGGCUCCCUCAUCCACCCCCAGUGGGUGCUGACUGCCGCCCACUGCAUUUCCCGGAAAGACGCCGACCCGUCAGCCUACCGGAUCCACGCCGGGAAUGUGUAUCUCUACGGGGGCCGGGCCCUGCUGAAAGUGAGCAAAGUCGUCGUCCACCCCAAAUACGUCGCUGCCUAUCUGGGCUAUGACCUGGCCCUGCUGAAGCUGGCCACGCCCUUGAGAGCAUCCAACAGCAUCCGGCAGGUCUCCCUGCCAUCUCAGUCGCUGGAUUUUAGCCCGGAGGACGAGUGCUGGCUUACCGGCUGGGGCCGGAGGUCAUACUUUGAGCCACUGCACCCCCCCUAUCGCCUGCAGCAGGUACAAAUCCCACUGGAAAAUGAUGAUGACUGUGAGAAGAGCUAUGGGAGGUACCUGCAUGUCAGAGCCAAUAGUAAGAUCAUCCCAGAGGACAUGAUGUGCGCUGGCACCCUGGGCCGGGGCCCCUGCAUGGGAGACUCCGGGGGCCCCCUGAUGUGCAGGAAGGGAGGCGCCUGGAUCCAGGUGGGCGUGGUCAGUUGGGGCAUUGGUUGCUCCAUGGUAGAUCUGCCUGCCGUCUUCACCAACGUCCAGAAACACUCGGACUGGAUUCAGCGGCAAAUCCAGAGGCGCCAGUGAGCCCCAGGCCGGGGCCGGGGCCAGGCUGCCCGUCAGUGGAGCGUGGGGCGUCUCCAGCCACGUCACAUCCCCAGUGUGAAGCUCCUCAUCCCAUUCUUACUCCCCUUCCUUCCCCAAACUUCAGCCCUCCCCUCUCCUGCUCUUCUAGUGGUUCCAUCCUUUCCUGCCGGUGGGGACGGGCAGGAGGGCCCCGAUGGGGUUGGGGUGCUAUGCGCUGCUUUUGUCUCAUUAAACUGUUUGGUAAACAG